AACCCACGGCCCCACCGGAUGCAGGAGCCCAGCUGACACACUGACUGUCUAGGGAAGUGCGGGGCUCAGUGCCUUCCACUCCGGAGCCUGAGCUCAAUGAAUGCAGCUUCUGAAGCAUGGCCUGAAUGACAGUCUCUCUCAUGAUGCAGUGAAGCCACAAGCGGUGUUAGGUCGCUGCUGCCACCAAACAGGAAGCAUCUGAAGCCCUUACGGAAGCCACCCGCGAGGACCAUGUCCUUCGGGACCUCCGCCUUUUGAUCCCCCCAGAAGACGACGCGACAUCACCCGUGACCAUGACGCCGGCCACUUCGGCCAGCAGCUGGCCUUCCUCUCCCCAGGGAGCCUGCUUCCUGACCAACCACAGCGCCCCGUCGCCACGCAACUUCUCGGGGGCCCCGAAUUCCACCGACUGCCCCAUGGACGAGCACCUGCUGUCGCGAGCGCUCGCCGCCUUCUACUCGGUCAUCUUCCUCGUGGGGCUGGUGGGGAACAUCAUCGCCCUCUAUGUGUUCUUGGGGAUCCACCGCAAACGGAAUUCCAUUCAGAUCUACCUCCUGAACGUGGCCGUGGCGGACCUCCUGCUCAUCUUCUGCCUCCCCUUCCGCAUCCUGUACCACCUGAACCACAACAGGUGGGCGCUGGGCGUGGUCCUCUGCAAGGUGGUGGGCACGCUCUUCUACAUGAACAUGUACAUCAGCAUCAUCCUGCUCGGCUUCAUCAGCCUGGAUCGCUACGUCAAGAUCAACCGGUCCGUGCAGCAGCGCAAGGCCGUGACGACCAGGCAGAGCAUUUACGUCUGCUGUGUAGUCUGGGCCGUGGCGCUGGCUGGGUUCCUCACUAUGAUUAUUUUAACCCUGCAGAGCGGAGGACACAAUACCACCAUGUGCUUCCAUUACAGAGACAAGCGGAAGGAGAAAGGCGAAGCCAUUUUCAAUUUGGUGCUGGUGGUCAUGUUCUGGCUGAUUUUCCUCCUGAUCAUCCUGUCCUACCUGAAGAUCGGCAAGAACCUACUGAAGAUUUCCAAGAGGCGGUCCAAGUUUCCCAAUUCGGGCAAAUACGCCACGACGGCCCGGAAUUCCUUCAUCGUGCUGAUCAUUUUCACCGUCUGUUUCGUGCCCUUUCACGCCUUCCGGUUUGUGUACGUUUCCGUGCAGCUCAACGUGUCCUCGUGUUACUGGAAGGAGAUCGUGCACAAGACCAACGAGAUCAUGCUGGUCUUCUCGUCUUUCAACAGCUGCCUGGACCCCGUCAUGUACUUCCUGAUGUCCAGUAACAUCCGCAAAAUAAUGUGCCAGCUUCUUUCUAGAAGGUUCCAAGGGGACUCGAGCAGGAGUGAAAGCACGUCGGAGUUCAAGCCAGGGUACUCCCUCCACGAGACGUCCGCCGCGGCGAAGAUUCAGACCGGUUUCUGAGGCAUGUUUGGGCAGCACGUUCAAAAGCCUCUUCAUUCCCUGAAGCACGAACGUUUUCCAGGACGAAACGCGAGCAUUUACAAGGCCCGGAUCUCCCCAGAGCUCUUUUCUUAUGGGCGAUGUUUCGUUUGCUUAAUUGUAAAAUAUUUCAAGGAAAAGAAAAGCGUACGCUUAUCACUAGGUUUUAAGUCUGUGUGUAAAUCUGUUCAAAAUGUAUUGUUCAGCUAACACUC
Molecule: messenger RNA, 1645 nt
Organism: Myotis davidii
Lineage: Eukaryota; Metazoa; Chordata; Mammalia; Chiroptera; Vespertilionidae
Gene: GPR34
Product: G protein-coupled receptor 34
Exons: 3
Coding region: 294-1412 (372 amino acids)
Biological process (GO): G protein-coupled receptor signaling pathway
Cellular component (GO): membrane
Molecular function (GO): G protein-coupled purinergic nucleotide receptor activity
Source: RefSeq, a predicted model, not a curated record